Kogia breviceps (pygmy sperm whale) is the source of this 1396-nucleotide messenger RNA. It is a transcript of the gene LRRC39, whose product is annotated as leucine rich repeat containing 39. NCBI's taxonomy places the organism in Eukaryota, Metazoa, Chordata, Mammalia, Artiodactyla, Physeteridae. Gene Ontology annotation, molecular function: protein binding. The record is from RefSeq and is a predicted model, not a curated record.
UCUGACUGAGGAUUUUAAUCAUUCGGAGUCACACUGAAAACAAUUCUCCCAGCAAUCCACUCCUAGCUGAUACACUGACUUUGGGCAUGUCAGCAUUUGCAUCUACCGACCGUGGCCCUUUCUGAGAUGGCAUCUGUGAUUCAGCUAUUCAAAAUUUAAUGAAGUUGGUGAUUCUGUGACAAUGUGGAGAAGUCAUGUCAGAAUAUGUGGUUUGUACUGGGGCUGUCAAUGCUGUAAAGGAAGUUUGGGAGAAAAGAAUAAAGAAAUACAAUGAAGACCUGAAGCGAGAGAAGGAAUUUCAACAAAAGCUAGUGCAACUCUGGGAAGAACGAGUGAGCUUAACUAAGCUAAGAGAAAAGGUCACCAGGGAAAAUGGAAGGGUCAUUUUGAAGAUAGAAAAAGAGGAAUGGAAGACCCUCCCUUCUUCUCUACUAAAACUAAAUCAGCUACAGGAAUGGCAACUUCAUAGAACUGGUUUAGUGAAAAUUCCUGAAUUCAUCGGAAGAUUCCAGAACCUUAUUGUGUUAGAUUUAUCUCGAAACACAAUUUCAGACAUACCUCGUGGAAUUGGACUGCUCACUAGACUUCAGGAACUGAUUCUUAGUUACAACAAAAUCAAAACUGUCCCCAAGGAACUAAGUAACUGUGCCAGAUUGGAGAAACUUGAACUUGCUGUUAACAGAGAUAUAUGUGAUCUUCCACAAGAGCUCAGCAAUUUGUUAAAGCUUACUCACCUUGAUUUGAGUAUGAACCACUUUACUACAAUCCCUCCUGCUGUGUUGAACAUGCCUGCACUUGAGUGGCUUGAUAUGGGAAGCAACAGACUUGAACAACUUCCUGAUACUGUAGAAAGAAUGCAAAGUCUACACACAUUAUGGCUCCAACGGAAUAAAUUAACAUGCUUGCCAGAAACAAUCAGCAAUAUGAAAAAUCUGGGUACUCUUGUUCUCAGCAACAAUAAACUGAAAGAUAUUCCAGUGUGCAUGGAAGAGAUGACCAAUCUAAGGUUUGUCAACUUCCGAGACAACCCACUGAAAUUGGAAGUAACACUUCCUCCCAGUGAAAACAUAGAUGAGGAAGAGGAACGGGAAUUAUUCGGCCUUCAGUUUAUGCACACAUACAUACAGGAGUCACGGAGAGCAGGUAACCACGUCAACUGCUCUACUACUUUACCAAAUUCUAUAAACGCUGAUGGGUAAUAUAAUUCAAGAUGCCCUGCUGAAGAGGAUUACUUUGGGAAUUUGGUGAAUUCUCUAAUGUUUGGACUUCUAAAGGAAAAAACAAAGCCAUUACCAAAGUUCAACGAGGCCACAUUUUUUAAAGUUCAUAUUAUCUUCUAUUUAAAUUAUAUUUUCAUGAAUAUAAAAAUACAAUUAAAAAAAUUUUUUUGGUGGAA